This is a messenger RNA of Phoenix dactylifera (date palm), 5283 nucleotides long. The record is from RefSeq and is a predicted model, not a curated record. NCBI's taxonomy places the organism in Eukaryota, Viridiplantae, Streptophyta, Magnoliopsida, Arecales, Arecaceae.
UGCAACCCCGCCCGCCGCUCCCCGACGCGGCUUUCCCCCUUUCCCCCUCUCUUUCCCCUUCCGUUCGUCUCAGGUUCGAAAUAAUUUUUCCUUUCCCUCUCUAAUUUAUAUUCGAAUUCCCAGCUUCCAUCCUUCUCCCCUUCUCUCUCUCUCCGACUCUGUCCUCCCCUUCUCUCCGCGCCCAUGAAAUCCGGCCUGCCGAUCCUCUCCCCUUGCUCAUCCGCCCAAUCUCGUCCCAAGACCCUUGAGGAUGCCGGAGCGGCGGAGGGCCGCAACGCCCUGGAACUAGGCGGCGUCGGCGAUCCCAUUGCCGCCCAACCCCUGCGGCGGCGGCCGCCCCUCGGUAAGGGACAGGGGGUUAGGGUUUCUACCUCCAAGGCCAAGACCGUGCCAAAGGAUGCCGCUUCUUCUUCUUGUUCUCCUUCCUCGUCGUCUUCUUCCGCCUCUCAUCGCUGCCAGUCGCAGCAGAGAGGGGUGCACCUGAGGAGAAGAUUCCGAAGCCCGUGGGCGUCUCAAGGUGCGCGGCGCGGCGACGAGGAGGAUCUCCAAGAUCUUGCACUUCCGCUUGGAAUGUCUUUCGCCGCUGUGGUUGCUAAGGUUUUGGAUGGGAAGACUGCCUCAGGGGAGAGGAUACCAGUAGAUCGACUUUCCAUGAUCUGUACUUUAGCGGUGAAAGAAUCUGUAACAAAUAUAUAUGGGGGCAGGUUCGAAUGUUUCAUCAGAAAUUUCGAAAAAUCAUUUGGCAGCACUUUGAAGACCCUUCGGCUAAUUAAUGAAACAUCCACUAUUGAGCAAGGAAAUACUAGUAGUUCAUUUAUCAAUAGCAGCUGUGAUAGUGCACCUACCUUGGGCAUUCCUGAAUCCCCCAACUCCAUUGAAGAGUUUCAAGAGAAUCCAUCAUUGAAUUCCAUGAAUCAACUUGUUCUUCAUGGGCAUAUAACUCAGCAGCUAGCCCCUGUUUCUUAUGAAGUGGCCAAUCCUGGACUUGAUCAAUCCAUUCAGAAUACAUUUGAGAGAUCUAUUAUGGAGCAGACUCGCUCAAAUGAUCUCAAGGCAGUUGAGUUGAGUCUAAUCAUGAAAAAAUUGCAAAUGAAGCAAUCUCAAUUAGCUCUCAAUUCCUACGCAAAUUUGUUAGAGAAGAUAAAGAUAUCCAUGGGUAUCUCAAAGGCUUCCUUCAAAGAAGAGAAACUAAGGAAUAAGAUCCAGGAUAUGAAGCAUGCAGAAGUCCUCAGAAGGUGCAUAGAUCUUCUUGUCACUGGCUUGAUUAUCAUGUCUGGCUUCCUUUUAUAUGGAGCAUCCAUCUAUUCAUACCAACGCAUCGCGGAGGCAACAUCGGCCUGCACAUCCACCUAUAAAGAGUCUAGAUCUUGGUGGAUCCCAAAGCCAGUGGCAUCUUUCAAUUCAGGCUGGCUUAUGCUGAGAUGUCACUUUGUAACCCUAACCCGUAUGUCAUUUGGCGUAUUGAUGAUUUUGGCAAUUGCUUACUUGCUUUUUCAACGCUCAGUAAUGCCUGGGCCAACUAUGCCCGUGACAUUCAUCCUCCUGCUCUUAGGAGUUGUUUGUGGUUUUGCUGGAAAGUUUUGUGUCGACACGUUAGGAGGGAAUGGCUAUUGCUGGCUUUUGUAUUGGGAGGUUUUCUGUUUGCUUCAUUUCUUUGCCAAUGUGUUCCCGUCGGCUUUUUACCAUAUUCUUUAUGGUCCUGUUUCUGUGUCUCAAGGAGCUAAGGUGGCCAGGCUACCAUACUGGAUCAGGCGAUACACAUUCUACAGUAUCCUGUUACUGAUUCUUCCCACAUUGUCCGGUUUGUUGCCUUUUGCAUCUAUUCAUGACUGGAAGGAUCACUUCUCUGAGAAGAUCAUGCUUUGGAGAUUAGGAAAUGAGUCUGGAGUUUGAACAAUAUUAGAGAUGGAUUUAUGGGUCGGAUGAGAUAUUUUUCCUGUCUAAUUGUUGGCUGCUGCUUCACCUGGGUUUUACAAGCUUUCGGCUAGAUGGUGUUUGUUAGCGGUGAAAGCCUUAGUAUGACGGUCGUUGUUCAGCGCAUAUAUUAUUUAUCAGAAACAAGUUCGAGUUUUUCAUGUAUAUUUCUUUAUGGUAAAUUGAAUUGUUCUUUUGUUGUAAUCUUUAUGUAUCACUCAUGCAGUCAUGCUGGCAUUUUGUAUCUUUAGAAAUUCAGUAGGCUUUUUCAGUAUGACACCUGGAGGUUGGACAAUUGGAGCUUGGAGUCUUUUGACUGCAGAUAUUAUGCAAGCACAUUAUUGAUUUUAUCUCUAGUUGUUGCCAGGAAUAGACACUGCUGAGGCGAAAAGAAUAAAGUCAACCUGUAAUAGAUGGUAUUUAUCAAACUUGCACUUUAUGCUCAUCUUUUAGUAUUUUGAGUACUGCAUUGGAAAUUUGAUUAUGAAAAAAUGAUAUUUGAUAGUUUUGAAUGGAAUUGAGCAUUAUAGUGUGUAGUCAUGCAAUAUGCUAAAAUAGAUGUAUAGUAUGAACUGAUUUCAAAUGAAUUAAUUUAAAAUGUUGUAUGGUCUAAUAGGAUAAAACGAGUAGUUUAGAUUUUUACGUAAACUUUUGUCCAGUUAGUCCUCCUGAACUAAUUCUGUAUUGAUUAUUUUUUAUUUCAUGAUAAACCAUUCUAUAUCAAAAUCAAGGAUCCAAAAACUGGUGUCUGUACCUAUGCUGAUUGUUGCUGGUACUUGUGUCACGAGCAGGGAAAAGGUGUCUUCAGAGUUCAGACCUUUAAUCUCAACACUGGCAGGUGCCAGUCCAACACCCCUCAGUUCGGAACUGUGAAUCAGCGCCAGUGGGUCCUAGAUUGCUGGUUCCAUGGCAGGCCGGCGUGGACUUCUGCUACAUCCUUGGUCAAAGUAUAUCUAAAAUUAAAUUAUAUGAAUUAAUAAUAACAAAAUUCUACUUCAUCUUAAGCAAAUUCAAGCAUGGUUUAAAUUUAAAAAAUUCAAAACUUAAGAUGGAAUCAGUAGUCAUAAACAAUUGUUCCGGACGAGUCAACUUAGAAAGUCAGACCAGUUAUGACAAGUAUUGAACUGGACAUAAAUUAAAGAAGAAAGUUCAUUGUAGGAAACACUUAAAAAUCAUUUAUAUUGAAAUUCAUGUCAUUCAUAUAAAAGAAAUAUAAGAUCUAUGUGAUGGUUGUGGCGGCGGCGGCGGCACUGGUGACGCAAUUAAAAGGGAGCAUGUUUUUUCUUUCAGAACAAGUGAAAGCCAUUUUUUUAAUAGCUUUCACUUUUUCAAAAUCCAAACUCAAGUUUUUUAAAAAUUUAAAAUAAAAACUGCUCUAUCAAGCAGGUUUUUUUGCCUUGGUUUUGUGUUUUUUUAUAUUUUUUUUAAAUGUGGAAAAUCAAAAACUGCAGUGGUACCACACAAGGCCUCAAGAUUCAAGAUUUUAGAAGGUACAAAUAUAGCGAACUAAGUUAUGAUUCUGUAUUUGUAACAUAAAUACUGAGAUAACAUCAAUUCACCAAUCCCGUGGACUCGGCUAAUGCAUUCAUCCACCAAAAAUCAUCUGUCUUUAUGCAUCAGAAAUCUUUGUUUCCAGUUUUGCUAUUAGCAAUGCUGCACAGAGAUGUAACUCCUGAUGUUGUGGGCAUUUCAAUAUGUGAGAGGUGGCUCAAGUUGGGGAACAUAUUUUCUGAACAGUUUCUGAUUUCAAGUUCUUAAUGCAUUUAUAGAUUAUAUGCUGAUGCAUAUGUCACCAUAAUAUAGAUAGGAUAAGGCUUCUGCAUGUUAAGUUUAAUGCUUAUUUGAAGGUUAGGAAAUAAAUCAACAAAUGUUAAGCUGUUAUUAACCAAGGUUUCCUGAACCGGUAUUGGGUGGUACCGGUCGAGACGUAGGUUGGUAUGGUAUGGCGAUUGAUGAGAAACAAGCAGAGGAAUGCAGUGGAAUGGCCUUUCUCCUCUGUUUUAGCUCAUGACAGUCCUGGAGCUGGCAGGAACUGGCCUGAAUCAAGCCAAGCUGAGGUUCAGGCUGGUUCCUAGCUUAUCUUGAAUUGAAACCAGGAAUGGACCUGGUUCUGCACCAGUUUGGUUUGCUAUGCCCUAAAUCAGGCAGUUCGGGAUGCUUCCUCCUUAUUUACAAAUACAGUUUUUAUGUUUCAGGGUGUUGCACAAAAAAUACACAAGGCCCACUUGUUGUCUGUAUUCUUUCAGCAGAUGACAUUACUUGUGAUCAUCUGAUGUAGACCUCCUUAGCAACCUCUAGUGGGACUGGUAACCUACGAGGAUUGUAAUAUUGGAACCUGCAAUUGAUAUAUCAGUUUAUUUUCACAGUACAAUCUCAGAAAUAAAUCAGCAAAUGUUAAACUGUUAUUAACCAAGGUUUCCUGAACUGGUAUCGGGUGGUACUGGUCAAGAAAUUGGUUGGUGUGGUACGCCGAUUGAUGAGAAACGGGAGGAGAAAUGCAGUGGAGUGACCUUUCUCCUCUGUUUUAGCUUGUGACAGUCGUGGAACCGGCAGGAACUGGUCUGAAUCAAGCCAAACUGAGCCUCAGGCCAGUUCCUAGCUUGUCUCAAACUGAAACCAGGAAUAGUCCUGGUUCUGCACCAGUUUGGUUCACUAUGCCCUGAAUCAGGCGAUUUGGGAUGUUUCCUCCUUAUUAACACAUGCAAUUUUUAUGUUUCAGGAUGUUGCACAAAAAAUACACAAGGCCCACUUGUUGUUUGUAUUCUUUCAGCAAAUGACAUUACUGGUGAUCAUCUGAUGUAACCCUCCUUAGCAACCUCUAGCACGACCAGUAACCUACAAGGGUUGUAAUCUUGGAACCUGCAAUGGAUAUAUCAGUUCAUUUUGACUGCACAAUCUCAGAAAAUAUCAAGCUUUUUUACGCCCUUCAUCUCUGCUGGGUUGAUGCUUUUGUGCACAUAUUGAACAUUCGGUGUUCGCAUGGAACUUGAACACAAGUCUGGCGAACAAUUUUUGUUUUUGAUUUAGCAGAAGUGGGAAUGAUCUUUUGGUGGUGGUGGAUGUGGUCUGUUUAAUGGCGGAUGCCAUAAAAGCUGAUGAAUCCUUCAGGUCCUGCAUCUACCAUUGAGCUUUUGCUUCCAGUGGAACAAUGGGGGCGGUCCACCUGCACAGGGCACACUGAGUAAAUUCAGAGCCUAUGCAGGAGCCCAAGCACCAGCGCAUGCAAUAAAGCAACCUAUCAGAGCUUGCCAUUAAUUUAGUUGACGACUGUAUAAUUCAUGUUCUGACCUUUAUUUUCCCUUAUCUUUUUCUUUAUAAACAUUAUCUUCCAUCCCAAAAAUCAUGUCUGAAAGGAACUUUUAGCUUUUA